Molecule: messenger RNA, 6535 nt
Organism: Poecilia reticulata (guppy)
Lineage: Eukaryota; Metazoa; Chordata; Actinopteri; Cyprinodontiformes; Poeciliidae
Gene: brd4
Product: bromodomain containing 4
Biological process (GO): chromatin remodeling; regulation of DNA-templated transcription
Cellular component (GO): nucleus; chromatin
Source: RefSeq, a predicted model, not a curated record
CCAUUUUUACUGUUGAGUAACUGCAUGCUGGUCUAGCAGUGCGAGAGAGAGGGUGAACGAGAGGUAAAGGGAUAAAGUGCGAACCCAGGAUCUUAUCGGGACUCUCUGGUCCUAUCGUCUUUACACCUCUUGCUUGUUGCUUGUUUUCACUUUUUUGGGGAGGCCCCAGAGAGGACACACAAUGGAGCGAAGAGCCUGUGGCAACUGGGCUGUUGUACUGCUGAGAGGGGGAUGGGGUAGAGAGAGGACCGGUUCACACAGCUAACAGAGCCUGCUGGCUGUAGGUUCCCAACAGCCUCUCCUUCCUGCCUGGACAUACUUUUUCCAGACUGGCUUCUUUCCUGGAACAACCACUCUUAAACUCUUCCUGGUCUACGUUCAGGAUUACUCACCAUGUCUUGUGGGAUUUUAGAACAAAUCACUGAGCCAGAGGAAUGAAUGGUUUUGGAAUAGCCAAAAAGAAAAAGUAACUUCUUUCCAAUUMAUCUGUGGCUUUUUUGGUUUCUGUUUCUGUUUGGUGGAAUUGAUAAAUGGAUUACAAGAUGCACUCCAAGUCGAAUGAUUUGCUGGAUUUUCAACAACUGGAUGCCCUUCUGGAAAAAAUUGCACAUUCAGUCUCUGUGAAAAGAGAUUCCAGUGAGGAGUGCAAUGGGAUCAGUGGUACUCUGUCAGUGGAGUCUGUGCCGGGGCCAAGACUGAACUGGUGUUCUGCCAGCACCACUACCCCUGCCCCUACUCUCGCUCCAGCUCCCGUUCCGGGACCUGAGCCCACGCCUUACCCUGUCAGAAUGGGAGACGGCCUGGAUACUGCGCAGAUGUCAGGCAGCAGCCAGGGGCAGGCUCAGCAAACAGGCAAUCCCCCUGCCCCAGAGUUCUUCAGUCCUAACAGGCCGAAGCGCCAGACCAACCAGCUGCAGUACCUACUAAAAGUUGUGGUAAAAUCCCUAUGGAAGCACCAGUAUGCCUGGCCUUUUCAUUCACCAGUGGAUGCCAUUAAACUUAACCUGCCUGAUUACUACUCUAUAAUUAAAAUUCCUAUGGACAUGGGAACAAUCAAAAAAAGACUUGAGAAUAGCUACUACUGGAAUGCCCAAGAAUGUAUUCAGGACUUCAACACGAUGUUUACCAACUGCUAUAUAUACAACAAGCCUGGCGAUGACAUAGUUUUAAUGGCUGAAGCUCUAGAGAAGGCUUUCCUUCAAAAAGUUGCAGAGAUGCCUCAAGAAGAAAUAGAGAUCCCGGUCAUGACAGGAAAGGGACGUGGCCGAGGCCGGAGAGAAGGUGGUUUAAACUUGAAACCAGGCUCCAUCAUUGAUUCGUCAUCCACGACUCCACAAACGCGUGGCCUGUCAAACCUUCCAGUGGCUCCGCAGUCUCUAGGACCAAUGCAGGCCCCAUCUGUGCUACCUCCACAUCCUUCAAUCCAGACUCUGCCCUCCCUUGUGCCCCAGACGUUACCCAGCCUUGCACCACAGCUCGGAGCACCAUACACCAUGGUUCAGCCAGACUGUGUUCCUCAAGUUCCUAUCAUGACUUCUGUGCCUCUCCCCACUCAGACCUCUCUCCCCCCAGUACCGAUUCAGAACACUGCCCCUAUGCUGCAGAGCCCUAUAACUAUGACCAAACAAAAAAAGAGCCAAAAAAGAAAAGCGGACACUACAACACCAACAGCAAAUGACCAGCUGAGUGAGUCUUCACCUGCAGAAUCUAAAUCUGGGAAGACGUUACCCAGAAGAGAGAGUAGCCGACCACCGAAACUGUUAAAGAAGGAGGCUCCGGACUCUCAGCAUCACAUAGGCAUGGUAACCGGUCUGAGUGGACCAAGUGGAGGUCUUAGCCCCAAACCACAGGAUCAGCUAGGUUACUGCGCUGGUCUAGUUAGGGACAUGCUAUCCAAGAAACACGCUGCUUACGCCUGGCCGUUUUAUAAACCCGUUGACGUGGAUGCACUGGGACUACACGACUAUCACGACAUCAUCAAACAUCCAAUGGACCUCACUACCAUCAAGGCCAAAUUGGAAACAAAGCAAUACCGAGAUCCCCAGGAGUUUGCUGCUGAUGUAAGGUUAAUGUUUUCCAACUGCUACAAAUAUAACCCACCAGACCACGAAGUAGUAUCCAUGGCACGAAAGCUGCAGGACGUGUUUGAGAUGCGCUUUGCCAAGAUGCCAGACGAACCUGAGACCAAACCAGUGGUUUCUGCCCAAACUCCUACGCUUCACCAUCCUGCCCCGGUGAAGCCCCAACCCCAUUUGGCACACGUUCACACAUCUUCAGACAGCUCCAGUGACUCAUCCUCUGAGUCUGAGUCUUCCACUGAUGACUCCGAAGAGGAAAGAGCUCAGCGGUUAGCAGAGCUCCAGGAGCAGCUGAAGGCUGUCCACGAGCAGCUGGCUGCCCUGUCGCAACCACAACCCAGCAAACCAAAGAGAAAAGAGAAGGAGAAGAAAGAGAAGAAAAAAGAUAAGCAUAAGAAGAAAGGCAGCAUUCCAAGCCAUGUAGAUGAGAUCCAGGACCCCCCACCUAUUCCACAGCUGCCCAAGAAAACUAAGACCACAAACAAUAACAAAGAUGUGGUUACUAAGAAGAAACCCAGCAAAAAGGAGGUAUUGAAAAAUAGUCAUCCACCCAGUCUGCAGCACGUUCCCAACCUGGAGGACGAUCUUGGAACAACUGGACCACCGGUCCCAGGGGAGAAAUGCAAGCCCAUGACGUACGAAGAGAAGAGGCAGCUAAGCCUGGACAUUAACAAGCUUCCCGGUGACAAGCUUGGCCGUGUAGUACAUAUCAUUCAGUCGAGAGAGCCCUCGCUCAAAAACUCGAAUCCUGAUGAGAUUGAGAUCGACUUUGAGACACUGAAGCCUUCAACUCUACGGGAACUGGAGAGAUAUGUGUCAUCCUGCCUCAAGAAAAAGAAACGGAUUCCACCCGAGAAAACUGUUGAGUCAGUGGCUCCCUCUAAAAAGACGAUAUCUUCUUCUGAAAGCAGUGGCUCAAGCUCAGACAGUGAAGCUGAGGGAUCAGGAAUGAUAAAACUGCCGAAGAAGAAGAGCCAAUCUGUGAAAGAGGGGAAGAAGAUGCAUCCCCAUGUCCAGACGGGCUCUGCUCAGACUGGGUUUCAGUCCCAAGCUGUUGUCUCUCAGGCCAGCAGUCAGAUGAAGCAGCAGCAGCACCAACCGUCGCCUGCAGGCUUUAUGCCUCCUCCCCCCGUCGCUGCUCUGGAGUCGUCCCACUUGCUAGAAAGCUACGAGCCUCUGCCUCCGUUCAACCAGCCGAUCAUGCAUUUGCCCCACCACACUGGCAACUCUUCCCCUCCAUCUCCGCAUAUAAAUGCUCAUUCUGCUGGAUCAGUGUCCCCUGAAACGCACCCGUUCCUCAAUCAGCAUCCGGUCCUCCCGUCUCCAGCUCUACACAGUUCGAUGCCUCAGCAGCCGUCGCGGCCGAGUCACAAAGCAGCACCUCUUCAUCCUAAACCGCCCCAGCAGCAGCAGCAGCAGCAGCCAGCCCCACCUCAGCAGCAGCAGCAGCCAGCUCUACAGCAGCAGCCGCAGCUCCAGCCUCAGUCGGCCCCCCCACCACAGCAUCAGCUCCCCCCUCAGAUCCUCCACACUCACCAACCCCUGCACCAAAGGCCCAUGUCACCCCCCACCCUCACCCCUCAAGGUUUGCUGUCUUCCCAGCCUCCCCAGAUGCUGUUGGAAGACGACGAAGAGCCGGGGUCGACUACACCGAUGAACCAAGUGCAGUUAUUCCUACACCAGUUUCAGCCGGCCCGUCAGCCGCAGCAGUCCAUGCAGUCGCACCAGGUGCCGGUUCGGCAGCAGCUGCAGCUGCAGCAGCUAGGGCAGACUUCUCUCCUGCAGACGGCGACAAUGCAGGCACAGUCGCAGCUCUCCGCACAGACUUCGCUGCCUCCUCCACAACUUUCCGUUCCCUCUCAAGCCCAGCCCACUGCAUCACAUCAGGCCCCGCCCCCUCAGAUUACCCUACACCAGRCCCGACACCUGCAAAACACUCAACACCAACAGCAGCAAGUGCAGCAGCAUCAACUGAACUACCAGCAGGGUCCGGGACUCGCUGGUCAGUCCCAGGCGUCGCAACACAACAUCUCGAUGCCCUCCAACAAAGCACAGCAAAUCAUCCAGCAGCAGCAGGAGCAGCCCUCCCCUCGGCCAUCCAAACCUGACCCAUACAAUACCGGCCACAUAAGAGAUAACCCAUCUCCUCUCAUGAUGCAUUCCCCACAAAUCCCCCAGUUUCCUCCCGUUUCUCACCCCUCCCCACCUCACAACAUGCAACCCAAAAAGCAGAGGGCCCCUGGAAGCCAAGUUGCGGUUAAAGAGGACAAACUUCCUCCAUCACCAGUGAUGAGAGGAGAGCAUUUUAACUCUGCGAUGAGAGCAGAGCAUCACAAACAUCCAGAAAUCAAGCCCAGUCAGACCGGCCAAAGUCAACAGAGUUUAAAAUCUGUGGAUAGUUCACGGCCCAUCAUCCGUUCCUCUGAGCCCAGCGGGCCACCUCCCUCCCUGCAGGAAAAGGAGAAAUUCAAGCAGGAGCCCAAGACCCCUGUAGCUCCCAAAAAGGUACAGGACGUGAAAUUCAAAAAUAUGGGCUCAUGGGCAAGCCUGGCACAAAAGUCAACGUCUACAACGCAAUCUGCUGUGAAGUCAUCGAGUGACAGCUUCGAGCAGUUCCGCCGUGCGGCCCGGGAGAAAGAGGAGAGGGAGAAGGCCCUGAAGGCCCAGGCAGAGGCCGAGAAAGACCGACUGCGUAAAGAGCAGGACAAACAACGAGGGCGGGAUGAAGAAGACGUCAUCGAGCCUCCGCCCAGAAGAGUGCACGAGGAGUCUCGUGGCCGCCUCGAGCCGCAGCACAUCCAAGCCCCUUCUCAACAACAACCGCAGCCGCAGCAGGUGCAGGUGCAGCAGGAAUCCCAGCCGGCUGCCGUCCAGCAGUCUCCUCAACCCACCACUCCGCCUCAGCCCUCCACACAGAACUCACUAGACCAACAGAGGGAACUGGCACGCCGAAGGGAACAGGAGAGGCGGAGGAGGGAGGUGAUGGCAGCGACUAUUGAUAUGAAUUUUCAAAGUGACUUAAUGGCUAUCUUUGAGGAGAACUUGUUUUGAGAAAAAGAGGACAGCAGAAUGAACUGCAAAAGAAGAAGAAAAAAGGUGAAUGAAUGCCGCAAGCAUCCUCUUGAAUAAAAUCAUGGCAACAAUGCAGCGCAGACCGCUCCGCAGACUUUAUGCAUACACAACCAGCCCUGUUGAGACUGAAAACAAACGCUGGCUGGACGAGCGGUUGCGGCUCACUUUGGCCCCGUUGGCUGAACACAUGGAGGGGGACUCUUAUUGUUUUGGAUGUCAUUUUCUUGGAAUCCAGCAUUGCUUGCCUGAUCUCUAGUUGUGGAGAAAAAAAAGGACGCCUCCUUCCCCCCCCCCCUUUUUUUUUUUUUUUUGGCACAGUUGCCUUUGUCAGACUUGAUUCUCUCACUGUGUGUUGGCACAACAAUACUGCAGGAGUAAAGACAUCCCAGUCCUGGAGAUGGUGAAAAUGCUCUGAAUUACUGACAAACUGCGCAGAAGUAUUUUGAAACUGCCAGAUGUCUAAAAUCGUGAAGAAAUUUGUCUUUUAUGUUGUUUAUUUUGUCAUUAGUGAACUGUUGUUUUUUUCUUGUUUUUUUUUUUAAAUAUUUGGUGGGGAAGGGGUGGGAGCAACUUCCAUACUGUAAAUCAUGUAUAUUUCUCAGCAGAGAAGGUACAGUUGCCUUACAUCUCUUUCCUAAAUAGAUAAGUAUGUUGUAUGGCCUGCACACAUGGACAAACCAAUAACAUUUACAGACAAGAUCCAGAAGCCGUGCAGACUUUUUUUUUUUUCCAUCAUCUAGGAUCUACUGUAAAAAAAUAUUUUCUUAUGCUUCAAAAACUGUUUAUUUUGGAUCUGCCUGCUUUUCCGCCUCGGUUCUCCUUGCACCAACACACUCCACCACCUAUGCCAAACAACUCAAUAUCUUUUAUGCUAAAUAACUUCUCUAAGCAUUGUAGGUAGAUAGCGGGCAAAAAAAAACAACUGAAUAUAUGCAUUAUCAUAGCUCCAGUGAGUAUUUAUCAAAGAAAAGAUCAGUUUUCACCUUGUAUUUGUCAUUUAAAAACUACAAAAACUAGCUACCAGAGGAGUUAAAGAACCAGUUGUUUCUGAGCUUUAGUUGGGUUUCACUACAAGUGUCGUUAUAUUUGUUUUACUAUCAGAUAUUGAUGUGCGGCUGUUCACAACAGUCACUACUGGAUUGGAUGAGCCUCUUGUGUUGCCUUUGAGGAUUCUGUUGUGACUAAAAUCAGUGCUUAACAUAAGAAAGAUACAAUUAAGGAAGAAGACACAAUUUCAUCUUUUGUAGCUAACAGCUAAAACAAGUUAGUAACAAAAACAUUUAAUGGGACCAGAUGAAGCUCCCGCUUUCAGUCAUCUUCCAAAUCACAACAGGCACUCUUGACAACGUUUUAAAAAAAAAAAAAAAGCAAAGAUCAACCAGAAA